ACAUCAAACUACAUGAGCUCAUUACGCAGAGAGACCAACAAGUGUUGACAUAAGAAGAAAAAGAUAAAAGCAGAACAUGUUAUGAUGGUCUUCUGACCUGCGGUGCUCACUGGUCAGAAAGAGAGGUGUGUUCAGCUGAGGUGUGCUUGCUCUGGUUCCACAGCUCUUUGCGGUUUGGUUUUGCUUGUUACGCUGCUGGGAACAUGUCGUCUAUCUCUGUACCACCACCAAAAUGUCUGCAGAAACCUCUGACAGUUCCCUAUCGUCACAUGUUUGGACCGGGACCUUCAAACGUCCCUUCACGCAUCUUGGAGGCCGGUGUCAACCCUGUCAUUGGACACAUGCAUCCAGAGAUAUUUGAGAUAAUGAACGACAUCAAGAGUGGGAUCCAGUAUAUGUUCCAGACUCAAAACAAAAUGACUCUAGCUGUGAGUGGCACCGGCCACAGUGCUAUGGAGUGUGCCAUCUUCAAUGCAGUGGAGCCCGGGGACAGCGUGCUUGUAGCUGUGAAUGGAAUCUGGGGAGAGAGAGCAGCAGAGAUGGCAGAGAGGAUAGGUGCGAGAGUAAACACUAUUGUGGCUCCUCCUGGUGGCUGCUUCACUAUUGAAGAGAUGGAAAAGGCUUUAUCCAAACACAGACCUGUGCUGCUCUUUGUGGCACACGGAGAAUCUUCUACGGGAGUCUUGCAUCCUUUAGAUGGCAUCGGACAGCUGUGCCAUAAGUAUAACUGCCUGUUUCUUGUUGACUCUGUGGCUUCAAUUGGAGGAGCCCCCGUUUACAUGGACCAGCAAGAGAUAGAUAUCCUGUAUACAGGCUCCCAAAAGGUUCUGAAUGCCCCACCAGGUACAGCACCGAUUUCCUUCAGUGAGAGAGCAUGCCAAAAAAUCUUCAGCCGAAGGACAAAGCCCGUGUCAUUUUACUUGGAUUUGAGUUGGCUGGCAAACUACUGGGGAUGUGAUGGGAAGCCAUCAAGAGUAUAUCACCACACGGGUCCUGUCACUGCUUUUUACUCUCUGAGGGAAAGUUUGUCUGUCCUUGUUGAAGAGGGUUUGGAGAAUUCAUGGGAACGACAUCUGAAGGUAGCCGAAUAUUUCCAUGCUGGCCUGGAGAGCAUGGGUCUCAAGCUUUUUGUCAAAGAAAAGCGUCUGAGGCUGCCUACAGUCACUACAAUUGUUGCUCCUUAUGGAUAUGACUGGAAAGAGAUCACAAGCUACAUCAUGAAAACACACAAUCUGGAGAUUUCUGGGGGGCUCAGACCAUCAGUUGGUUUGGUGCUCCGUGUGGGACUGAUGGGAUGUAACAGCAGCAGGGAGAACGUCGACAUGGUGCUGGCAGCACUGAAAGAUGCUCUGAAACACUGUCACAAGAGCAAAGUGUAACACGUGUCUAAUGCUGUAAAGAUCAUUUUCCCAUAAGGAAGAAAUGUGGUGCUCGUGUGUUGUGCAGUUAAAUAUUGGCCAUUUUUAAUAUUUAGAGUAACUUGACACGACAGUCUCUGUUAAUGAGAAACAACCUAUUCCACCCCCUCCCAUCUGCUUUAUGGUCUUUUGUUUUUGCUGUGUUCAUUCACAAAACAAACCAAUGUAUCAAUAGGCUAUAAUUUUAAAAAAUAUAUACCUAAUUAUGUAACUAAGAAUGAAUAAUUUCAGUCUUUGUGUCAAAGGGAGUGGAACAGAUUCUUUCCCUCCAUACUAUCAGAGUAAGAAAGGUGUUGAAUAUCACCUUUUACAGGACCUAUGGGUAUUUAGCUAGAAUGUUUCGGUUAUUCACGUCCCCUUGGAAGUAAGAUUCACUACAAAUCAACAAAAAGUUCUAAGUGAUCACCUUCAUCCUGAUGGGAGUGGUCCCUUCCAGGGUGCCACCGGACACAAACGCACAAAAAAGGGAUAGCAAACGAUAAAAAUAUAUAGUCUUUAUGACCUCCAGCUCUUAAAACAACUAAACAGUUAUGUGACAUCUUGUAUUUGCUCUCCACCACCAUCAACAAAACACCAAAUCUGGGAAUAACUUUUAAAACGACAUCCAGUAGACUAUCAGAUACCUGGAGAGUCAAUGCCAACUCUUAUAGAAGAGGUUGUCAUCUGAUUGUUUGCUGUAAUAUUGUAGUCUUUAACUUAUGUAAAGCGUUCCCUAAUAAAAAGCAUCUCAAGGA
Oreochromis niloticus (Nile tilapia) is the source of this 2152-nucleotide messenger RNA. RefSeq names its product alanine--glyoxylate and serine--pyruvate aminotransferase a (gene agxta). The transcript has 11 exons. The record is from RefSeq and is a predicted model, not a curated record. Bases 204 to 1379 code for a protein of 391 amino acids. Lineage: Eukaryota; Metazoa; Chordata; Actinopteri; Cichliformes; Cichlidae. Gene Ontology annotation, cellular component: peroxisome. Gene Ontology annotation, molecular function: L-alanine:glyoxylate transaminase activity; L-serine:pyruvate transaminase activity.